AUGUUGUUGGACUACUGCUGCCGGUGCUGUGGGACCACUCUGAUCAAACGGCAUGGCCACCUGCCAAUCAACAGCAAGCUGAACGACACCUGGGUGGUUCUUCAGAACCUGCUGAUGUGCAUGGUGUGCUUCUACUCUCUUUACUACAUUGUGGUCAGUUUGUGCAUCGGCAUCCUGAAGGUAGAGGAGGUGGACAGUCUAUUAGCUCCGUUUGACUACACCACACAGCCAUCAUGGCACAGCCCAAAAUAUCUAGUGAGCGUGAUCUCGACGGAGGUGACGUAUGUCCUGGGUGGGCUCAUCUUCGCCUGGAUCGUGGAGGAGUGGGUGUGGGAUUACGCCAUCACUGUCACGCUGCUGCACGUCGGCCUCACCGUCGCAGUCAUGGCUGACUUCCCUUCAACAGAGCACUGGUGGAUCGCUCUGGGUUCAGGCCUGGCCAUGAUGAUCUUUGGCGGGCAGCUGCUGGCGUAUCGACUUUUCAGGAAUAAUUUUGUGCAUCCUGAAGAUCUCCAAAACUUCUGA
Molecule: messenger RNA, 525 nt
Organism: Colossoma macropomum (tambaqui)
Lineage: Eukaryota; Metazoa; Chordata; Actinopteri; Characiformes; Serrasalmidae
Gene: tmem244
Product: transmembrane protein 244
Exons: 6
Coding region: 1-525 (174 amino acids)
Source: RefSeq, a predicted model, not a curated record